AUGUCUUUCCUUCAUAAUCAUUCUUGCGAGUGCGUUAAGUCAGAAUUGGAUUUGUUUGCACUACCGUCUACACAAACAAGCAUUGAAAAUGGAUUGUGGAUUCAUUAUAAACCAAUUUCAUCUCUUGGUGAUGAUGGACCUAUCGAGUUUCAAGUUCCUGGGACCGGUGAUGACUACAUAGAUUUGUCUCAUACAUUACUCCACAUAAAGGCAAAAGUAUUAAAUCAAGAUUCAACUAACUUGGUAUAUACUACAAUAGUAGCACCUGUAAAUAAUUGGCUGCAUUCACUUUUUAGUCAACUUGAUGUUUAUUUAAACCAAAAACUUGUAUCACCACCUAAUAAUACCUAUGCAUAUCGAGCAUACAUGGAAACCCUUUUAAACUAUGCCCCUGCUGCUAAACAAUCUCAUCUUACUUGUAGUCUUUGGUAUGAGGAUACAGCAGGAAAAAUGGAUUCUACAGAUGGUAAAAACAUAGGAUUUGUUAAAAGACAGAAAUUGAUUAGUGAAAGUAAGGAAAUAGAAAUGAUUGGUCAUCUUCACGGUGACAUUUUUAACCAAGAUAAAUUUUUAAUUAAUGGUGUUGAAGUGAGUGUUAAAUUGGUUCGAUCAAGAGAGAGUUUUAAUUUAAUUGUUGGGUCGAACGAUGUAAAGUUUAAAGUUUGCAUUACGGACGCAACUCUUAUUGUGCGACGAGCACGAAUUAAUCCAAGUGUAUUACUCGCACAUCAAAAAGUUUUAGCUUCUACCACUGCUAAAUAUCCUAUUACUCGAGCUGAAGUAAAAGUUUUAACAAUUCCUUCGGGUGUUCAAGGAAAAACUCUUGAUAAUAUAUUUUUAGGACAGGUACCGAAAAGAUGUAUAAUUGGAUUUGUGAACAAUUCUGCAUUUAAUGGUUCCCUUACUAAAAAUCCAUUUAACUUUGAAAACUAUGGUAUUAAUUCUUUCAGCUUAUAUAUUGAUGGUCAACAAAUACCUUCAAAAGCUUUGCAACCAUCUUUUAAUAAUAGCAUAUUUACAUCAGCAUAUCAUACUCUAUUCUCGGGAACUGGUAUUCACUUUCUUAAUGAAGGAAAUGGAAUCUCUUGUGAACAGUAUGGCAAAGGUUACUGUCUAUUAGCAUUUGACUUAACUCCUGAUUUAUCAGCUAACUCAUCAACUCACUGGAAUCUCAUAAAGCAUGGUAGUGUAAGAAUAGAAGUACGAUUUGAAUCCUCAUUAAUACAAACAAUUAACUGUAUAGUUUAUGCUGAGUUUGAUAAUAUUAUUGAGAUAGAUAAAAACAGAAAUGUUACUGUAGACUAUAGUAGUUAA
Molecule: messenger RNA, 1314 nt
Organism: Parnassius mnemosyne (clouded apollo)
Lineage: Eukaryota; Metazoa; Arthropoda; Insecta; Lepidoptera; Papilionidae
Source: the annotation of a GenBank genome assembly